Molecule: messenger RNA, 531 nt
Organism: Drosophila persimilis
Lineage: Eukaryota; Metazoa; Arthropoda; Insecta; Diptera; Drosophilidae
Exons: 3
Coding region: 1-531 (176 amino acids)
Source: RefSeq, a predicted model, not a curated record
AUGGACACGUAUGUGAAAUAUUCUGAAAUAUGUGUGGGACCAUUUCAGGAUGCUGUCAUCUUCAAGUUUACCAACGUCGCCUGCGAGAGCCACAAUACAUCCUGGUUUGUGUUCCAUAACUGUCGUCUGAAGGCCGUCAGUCGGAACAAAGUGCUCUGCAAUAUGAAUGGAACGGUGCUACAUCCAGCCAAAGAUAUAUCAAUUCAUGCCCGGGUGUUAAAAAGGGAAAAUGGAUACAAGCCCUGGCUAUUCGAUUUUCAUGUUGAUGUCUGCCGGUAUUUGCAAAAGCCGAAUAUCCCCGUGGCUAACUUAAUAUAUGGGCUAUUUAAAGAGUUUUCAAACAUAAACCACACUUGCCCCUUUGUGGGUCCACAAAUUGUCAAGGAUUUUUAUCUGAAGUUCGAGCUGUUGCGUCUGCCCCUCCCGACGGGGGAUUAUAUGUUGUCCCUUCUGUGGUUCUUCGAUAAGAAGCUGCAAUUUGAUACAAAUGUGAGUUUUACAUUCGUAGAGGAUCUCCUGCAGAGAAAUUAA